Messenger RNA from Aethina tumida (small hive beetle), 3045 nucleotides. Its product is annotated as serine/threonine-protein kinase PRP4 homolog. Lineage: Eukaryota; Metazoa; Arthropoda; Insecta; Coleoptera; Nitidulidae. The record is from RefSeq and is a predicted model, not a curated record. The transcript has 6 exons. The coding region runs from base 93 to 2723 and encodes 876 amino acids.
GAAAGUCCAGUGCAGUUGUCAACGCCAUAUUGUUGCUACAUUUAUUUUUAGUUCACAUCUCGCUUAAUAUAUAAAAGUUAAUAAAAAACACAAUGGAACAAAAACCCAAGUCCGGUUUCUCGGACGAGGAUGAGGAUUUGGAAGCGUUACGAAUGGCCGCUCUACAAACAAUCAAAAAGAAGGAGGCACAGAAGAACGGGCGGCUUCCGGAAUUAUUCAUACAUUCUCCCGGACGUUUUGGAAGAUCUAAGGGAGGACACAAAAGGGGAAGAUUUUAUGGUCCACUGUCCGGAAGGGGCCCCAAAUCUAACAAACAGGGCCAAUUUAACAACUAUAAUGGCCGUGUGCGCAACAGUAACCUGAUCUCGAUAACAACGGUGCCGUCUGAAGGGGACACUAAGACCGUCGAUAAACAAAUCAGCAGUCCUCCACUGAUCUUACCUCAAGAUCGUUACUGCGGCAAAACGGAGGAAGAAAAACGCACUGAGAACACAACAAGCAAAUUCAACCGUUACGAUAACUCGGACAAAUCUGAAUCUGAAUCGGAGGAGGAAAUAGAGGAGUCCGAGGAUGAUAGUCCAGGAAAAUUAGAAAAGGCUGAUAGUUUAGAGGCUUUGAUGCAAGAGCUCGAUGACGAAAUACAGGGUAUAAGUAAACCGAAGGACGAUAAACCAGUGCCGAAAAAGAGAGUAAAGAAGAAGAAAAAGCACAAGAUUAGCGAGUCUGCGAACGAAACCAGUGAAACUGAACAAAAAGAAACAAUAGAAAGUAUACCGGAGUGUAUCGAAAAUAAGGAUGUUGUUGAAGAAGACAAACCACCAGAGGAUGUUGAAGAAACGAAGCCAGAAGUAGAAACCUCGUCAAAGCCGGACGACGAAGGAAUUGCGAAAGAAAAUCAAAAGCCAGAAAGUCAGAUCUCACCUAAACAACGGAAUACGGGCACUCCUCCAAGAUUCCGUCAUCCGAACAACCAUAACAGGCGCAACAGACGAGGUCCUCCUCCGGUCAUGCCGUUCGCCCAACAAAAUAUACCACCCUUCAUCCAGCAACAACCACCCUACAUACCGCUAGUACAGGCGCCGCCGUUUGUUCAACAGUUCAACCCUGCAUUCGGACCACCACCUCAGGUCCCGCCACCAUUCUACGAGCGACCCCUGUCGCCGCUUGCCAUCAACACGGAACAAUUGACUACUGCCACCAUGGCUCCACUAUCUCCGAGAAGUGCCAGGUUUGUGUUACAGAACAGGGCGAUAAUCGAGAAGAGGAAGCGGUCGCCAAGAAGGUCGUACUCUAGGAGUCCAUCGCCCAGAUUUAGAAGGUCCAAGUCACCCAGGAGAUCGUCUUCUCCGUUAAACAGGCGAAAGUCACUUUCGCCUAGAAGACGGUCGUUAUCGCCGAGAAGGACAUCACCGAACAAGCGACUUCCGGCAAAGAAGGAAGAGGCUGUCAAGAGCAAGGCACCGGUACGCGAUCGUUUGGGCACAAAAGGUGACAACACAGGUACUAAAACAGAUGAAAUAAUUGUAGAAAUGUGCCCAAAGAAGGAUGAUGACAAACCAUUAGAUCCAGUAUUGGAAGCCAGACGUCGCAAAUUCGAAAAGAAAGAGAUUAAUAUCAGGGGAGGUAUAAUAAGACUGAAACCGAAGGAUGAACCAGGCACGGACUCAAACAAGUCUCCAGAAAAGUCAGAUGAAAAGGACGAGGAAGAACCAUGUGAAAAAAAUGAAGAAACUCAAGUAAAGGAGGAAGUAAAAUCAUCGCCGAAAAAGGUAGAAAAGCCGAAUUACGUCGACGAAUUGGAUGGCAUUGAUGAGGAUGCCUUAUUGGCUGACGAUGAGAUCGAUUUGUUGGGGAAGGAAGACAUUUUUUCAGACGAGGAAUCCGCAAGCGAUAACGAGGGCCGAUUUAAGGAUAAGGAGAAUUCUAAUCAAAAAGUGGCAGUUUUGCCGUUUACAAAACUAGUCAACGGUGAUAGAGAACCCGUACGGGAGAAGCCAUUGAUUGAAGAGCGGCGUAGCGGUGGCAGAAGUCAACGUAGGUCUAGAAAUCGUUCCAGGUCACCUAUCAAAACCAAGAGUCGCGAACGUAUUUCGAGCAGAAAGGAUGAUAAUGCAAAGAUUGACAGUCGCGAGGACGGCGACGGAAAACGCGCACGUGGUACCGGCUCACAGGUGAGGAAGCGUGUGGUCAAAGCUGAGAAAAAGCACAUUUCACCACAACUCGAAAAGAGAUUCGAACGUCGUAUUGAGAUCAAAAUCAAGAAUCCAGCAAAAUAUGAAAAAAACAAAGAGGAAAUGAUUGAGUUUGGGCCGAAACCCAAGCGCAAAGUGGAAAUACAGAGUAAAAUUAACAUUGAUGUGACCCAGGAGGAGGACGAAUCUGAUGUAGUUGUCGAAAAUGAAGCUGGCGACGAGGAGGAAAUGAACAGCAGUAAUGAAGCUGGAGAUUUGAGGGCGCAGUUGAGUAAGAAGCGCGCUGAACGAAUGCAUAAGGGUGGAGCCGUCGAGGGAAACGCAGGCCGCCUACUGCAGAACGCACUGGAGGGCGUCGUUGGCAAGAUGCUCAAAAAACAGUCCAAGACCGAAAAAGAUUUAAUUCCAGAUGGAAAGUUGCCGAUUCACUUGCGUUUGGGCGUUGCUGGUACUGAUGCGAAACCGUCGCCGCGAAAGAAGUCCAAGAAAAGCAGGGGCAACGGUCAACAACGCACUGUGGACCAGGUAUAAUCAACAAAAGUCAGACAUCCCAGUGACGAAAAAAAUCAACCAAUAUCCAAAAACGGAGAAACUACAAAUUGUGGGAUAAUAGACACUAAUUGUUAUAAGUGAGUUAAUUAUGUUAUUGUAAAAUUUAUUUUAGUCAGUAAUUGAAUUAUUAAGUUGUAUAAAAAAAUUGUAGAUGACUACACGACAAAAUGAUUUUAUUUUAACUGUAUAAAGUGUGAUAUCAAUUAAUUUAAAUUAGGUACAAAUAUAUCUAUAAGAUUUAAACCUCUCUAAUUUUAAACCUUUUGUACAUAUUUAUUGUAUAUAUUGUUAAUAGACUACU